Cylicocyclus nassatus is the source of this 222-nucleotide messenger RNA. The record is from the annotation of a GenBank genome assembly. Lineage: Eukaryota; Metazoa; Nematoda; Chromadorea; Rhabditida; Strongylidae.
AUGAAGUGCUUGGCUCUCUUUCUUCUUGUCAUCCAGGCGGAAAAGGUUUCAUCGUGCGUGUUCGACAAGGUGGAGAAGCUGAGUGGUAUCGACGAUCUCAGAGAUUUAGUUAAAGUGGAAAAAAAUGAAUGCUUUGCUGAGUGCUACAAUGACAAGAGCUGCAUUGCGCUUAACUACGACAAUUUGGGAAACGUCAGUCAUGUGAACGUAACGUUGGUGUAA